Saccharomyces eubayanus is the source of this 2379-nucleotide messenger RNA. RefSeq names its product serine/threonine protein kinase NPR1 (gene NPR1). Lineage: Eukaryota; Fungi; Ascomycota; Saccharomycetes; Saccharomycetales; Saccharomycetaceae. Gene Ontology annotation, molecular function: protein serine/threonine kinase activity; ATP binding. The transcript has a single exon. Gene Ontology annotation, biological process: protein phosphorylation; intracellular signal transduction. The coding region runs from base 1 to 2379 and encodes 792 amino acids. The record is from RefSeq and is a predicted model, not a curated record.
AUGUCGUCAUUAACCAGACUAUUGCAGGAAAAACGAAAAAACGAAGCCUCAAAUUCGUCACCGAGAACUUCUGCUGAUACAUUGACCACAACGCCCGAGUCACAUCCUCUUGACGCUCAGACAAGGAAUAAGAGUAGUAGUCACAUUGCAAGCGAUAGUAACAGCAGCAAUGGAGAACGUAACAGGGCCACUAUGCCAGUUCCUGGAAGCGUUACAACGGUUACACAAAUAUACUCGGAGGAAGAUUCGUCAUCAACGGCCGGUUCUUCACUAGACGAAAGAAAUCAGUUUUCUUCCAGUUUUCUUAAUUCCAAUUUUGCCCACACUGCCUCAUUAUAUGGCACAAGUGCACAAAGUAAAGAUAGAUUUGGGUCUUUGAUAAAUGACCAGGGGGCUGCUGGACUUUCCUCGUAUGGUGGUUCUUCUCUUGCCCCACAAAAUAGAAUCACGAGUAGACUAUCCGCUACUUCACACACUUCGGGAAAGGUCAUUCCUUCAUUGUCUUCRAGUAUUCCUUACUCUGUCCCAAAUUCUAACAAAGACAACAACAGCUCGAAUAGCAACAGCUCCUCUUUGUCUUCAUCAUGGCUCGAAACAUAUGCAGGCGGUUUGCCCAGUAAUAUUUCUGCGAUCGAUUCUAAUGUUAUAUCUUCCCCAAAAGUAGAUAGUGUCGAGCCCCGCUUCAUUAUUUCCAAACAAAAACUUCAGAAAGCAUCGAUGGACAACAACAACAAUACCACUGCUACCCAAGCAAGGUCUAUUUCACGUUCAGGUUCAUUUUCUUCACAACUGGGAAAUCUUUUCUUUUCUAAAAACUCAAAAGAAUCCUCAAACCCAAACUCUGCUGGCAUGACAUACCCCGCCAAUUCUAAUGGUCCAUCCACGAGUAUUAAAAAUUCUAAUGUUGCAAAUGGCUCAACUGCUAUACCUAAACCGAUUCGUGCAAGACAAAGUAGUAUUUAUUCUGUAUCGAGGCAACCAACUGGUUCCUACACAGAUAACUUGUACGGCUCUCCAUCUUCUGUUCAUGACCAUUUACCCCCAAGCCAAAGCGUUCCAAGAUCGCAACAUUCUUCCAUCGGUGAUUUAAAAAGAUUCUUCAAAAAGAGCUCUAGCAGUAAUCUGUCCUCGAACAAUAACAACGCUAUUCCAAAUGGAUCUCCUGUGUCUACCGGGAUGGCUGUUCCAUCGCAUUCUCAUUCAUCAUCUCAUUUUGCAGCAGGAAACUAUCCUUCCUCUAACAGCUAUAAUGGAAAUGGGGACACUAUUUAUUCUCACGCACAUGGUUCUGCUGUUCCGUUUUCAAAGAGAUACGUCAAGACGGGAGAAGAUUUAGGUGCUGGAGCAGGUGGUUCCGUCAAAUUAGUUCAAAGAAUCGUAGAUAACCAAAUUUUUGCAGUAAAGGAAUUUAGAACUAAAUUUGAAAAUGAAUCAAAAAGAGACUAUGUUAAGAAGAUUACCUCUGAGUACUGUAUUGGUACGACUUUAAAUCAUCCCAAUAUUAUUGAGACAAUCGAAAUUGUAUAUGAAAAUGAUAGAAUUUUACAAGUAAUGGAAUACUGUGAAUACGAUUUGUUUGCUAUUGUUAUGAGUAAUAAGAUGUCGUACGAGGAGAUUUGUUGCUGCUUUAAGCAGAUCCUUACUGGUGUGCAAUAUUUGCAUAGUAUCGGCUUAGCUCAUAGAGAUUUAAAGCUAGAUAAUUGUGUUAUAAAUGAAAAAGGUGUGGURAAAUUAAUUGAUUUCGGUGCAGCUGUGGUAUUUUCAUAUCCAUUUUCAAAGAAUCUUGUGGAAGCAAGUGGAAUUGUCGGUAGUGAUCCAUAUUUGGCACCUGAAGUUUGUAUUUUUGCAAAGUAUGAUCCACGUCCCGUAGAUAUUUGGUCUUCAGCAAUUAUCUUCGCCUGCAUGAUAUUAAAGAAAUUUCCAUGGAAAAUCCCUAAAUUGAGAGAUAACUCCUUUAAACUAUUCUGUUCAGGGCGUGAUUGUGACUCCUUGAGUAGCUUGGUAACGAGAACUCCUGAUCCACCUUCUUAUGACGAGUCGCACUCUCCAGAAAAAAAGAAAUCUGAGGGCUCUUCAAAUAAUGUAUCAGAUCCCAAUAAUGUUAAUAUUGGACCACAACGACUAUUGCAUUCAUUGCCAGAAGAAACGCAGCAUAUUAUCAGCCGCAUGAUUGACCUGGCACCUGCAUGUAGAGGAAACAUUGAUGAAAUUAUGGAGGACCCUUGGAUUCGUAGCAUUAGCAUGUGUCGAAUGGUUGAAGAUGGCCUAGCGUUCAAAGUGGUUGAAGGAGAUGACCACCAUCACACGCAAGUUGAUCAAAGUGAAGCGCAUAUUGCAGGUUUAGAAAAGAAAAAGAAAAAGGAUAAACAAAACAACUAG